Periophthalmus magnuspinnatus is the source of this 2790-nucleotide messenger RNA. RefSeq names its product microsomal triglyceride transfer protein (gene mttp). Gene Ontology annotation, biological process: cholesterol homeostasis; lipid transport; lipoprotein metabolic process. Gene Ontology annotation, molecular function: lipid binding. The coding region runs from base 130 to 2790 and encodes 886 amino acids. The transcript is spliced from 18 exons. The record is from RefSeq and is a predicted model, not a curated record. Lineage: Eukaryota; Metazoa; Chordata; Actinopteri; Gobiiformes; Gobiidae. Gene Ontology annotation, cellular component: basolateral plasma membrane; Golgi apparatus; endoplasmic reticulum.
UUGGAGUCUGCCCUCCUCUCCGACUGAACCUCACAGAGAACACGGCUGCUUCUCUCUUUGGCCCCAAGACCCACUUGAGCCCUUAGUCCUUUAUCCCGGGGUUUCACGGGCCACACCGAAGGGACCACGAUGUUGGCUCGGUUUGUUUUUCUGCUGUGCGCAGCCUCGUGUCUCUCUGCAGCGGCUCAAGCUGCAGGCGUUGGACCUCGGCUCAAUAAUAACCAGCUGUACAAAUUCAGCUACACCACAGAGGUGCGAGUGGACAGGGCCCGGGGGUCACCACAGGGCAGCACCGGCUACAGACUCUCCUCAGACGUGGACGUCCAUCUGGUGUGGAGAGACCCGAGCAACAAGGACGACCAGCUCAUACAGUUAGCAAUCUCAAACGUCAGAGUGGAGCAUGUGUCCAAAAGUUCGAACAAGAAGAGCAUCAUAGAAGGAUCCACAGCGGAAAGUCUCUUUGGGAAUAAAAAACUCUCAGCUUUAACCAAACCAUUUAUGGUGCAUCUGAAGAAUGGAAAGACAAAGGCGUUUUAUUCGUACUGGGCUGAACCUGAUACUAUCAAAAAUCUAAAACGUGGAGUGGCCAGUUUAAUGCAAGUGCAGCUCCACAGUGGGAAAGUUAUAGAGAACGACGUGUCAGGGAGGUGCACCAUCCAGUACAAGGCCGAGAAAAAUCAAGUGACAAGAACUAAGAUCCUGGACACGUGCAAAACCCCAGAGACGGGAUUCACCACCCACAGCAAAGUGCUGGGGGUGAGCAAAAAGGCCAGUUCUGUUACAGUUUUUACCAUUGAAGACGGUUUCCUUCGUUCAGCUGUGGCAGAAGAGACACACGGCCUGACUGUUAACGCCCACAAAUCUACUGGUGCUAAAGUUGUAUCCAGACAAACACUUACUUUGGUGGGAACAGAGGGAGGUCCACUUGAAGCCGCUGGCAAAGAUGUGACGAGUGUUGUUAAAACCAUUGAUGCCAAACUCGCAGCUGUUGGUAUCAUAGCUGAGAAGGUCAAAUCCCAGUGCAAGGGCUGUCCAACGCUGUUUCAACACUGGCAGUCCCUGCAGAAGUUGUUGGAGCCAAACAGCCUGUCUAAAGUCUCGGCUCCUCGCAGCUUUUUGGCCCUGAUCCAGAGCAUUCGAAAGGCAUCCAAGGACGAGAUCCUCAAAGUGCUCAAGAGUGCCAGCAAGACGUCUCUACCUCAGGUGGUGGAUGCUGUGACGUCCUCUCAGACUCAUGCCUCGCUGGACGCGAUGCUGGAGUUCCUGAACUUCACAGACGCCAAAGCUUUUGUUUUGCAGGAAAGGUUCCUGUACGCGUGUGGCUUUGCCUCACAUCCCAAUGAAAGAAUGCUCAAGGCUUUGCUGGACAUCUCCAAAGGAAAAAUUGCCAACAAUGACAUCAAAGAGUCUGUGGUAAUCAUCAUGGGAGCUCUGGUCCACAAACUGUGUCAAAAAGGUGGCUGUAAUUUACCUACAGUGGUGGAGGUUAAAAACAUGAUUUUAAAGGGGCCGAAGAGCACACAGGAGGAGUCCCUGGUGCAGAUGUAUCUUCUGGCUCUGAAGAACUCUAUGCUCCCAGAAGCCAUUCCCAUUUUUCUUAAAUACGCUGAGGCCGAUCUCGGGUCUUACAACACAAUCGCACUAACAGCACUGCAGAGAUAUGACAACAGUCUGAUGACAGAAGAGGUCAAACACACGGUGAACAGGGUCUUUCACCAGAACAGGCGCAUCUAUGAGAAAAAUGUCCGGGCUGCAGCCGCUGAUGUGAUCCUCAGUGGUAAUCCCUCAAUCAUGGAGGUCAAGAAUUUGCUGCUGUCUAUCGGCCACCUACCUCAUGAAAUGAAUAAAUACAUGCUCUCGAAAAUCCAGGACAUCCUCCGCUUCCAGAUGCCUGCCAGCAAAACUAUACAUCAGGCAAUGAAGGAUAUGAUUGUCAACAACUAUGAUCGGUUUUCAAAAGUUGGCUCGUCCUCUUCUUUCUCAGGAUUUAUGGCACGAUCGGCUGAUGUCACUUCCACGUAUAGUUUGGACAUCCUGUAUUCUGGCUCUGGUAUUCUGAGAAGAAGCAACAUGAACAUGUUUGGUGCAAGUGGAGAAGCCGUUCUGCACGGUUUACAGGUGGCUAUUGAGGCCCAGGGGCUGGAGACCCUGAUCGCUGCCACCCCGGACGAGGGUGAGGAGAACCUGGAGUCGUUUGCGGGGAUGUCUGCUCUGCUGUUUGACGUGCAGCUCAGACCAGUCAACUUCUUCAAAGGAUACAGCGACCUCAUGUCCAAAAUGUUCUCCAUGUCCGGGGAUCCUCUGAGUGUGGUCAAGGGCCUCCUGCUCCUCACUGACCAUUCAGAGGUGAUCCAGCUGCAGUCUGGUCUAAAGGCCAGUGCAGAGUUCCAGGGGGGACUCUCCAUUGAUAUUUCUGGAGGAAUGGAAGUCAGUCUUUGGUACAGAGAGUCCAAGACCAGUGUCAACAACAGGGGAGCACUGGUCGUAUCGGGGAAUGUUACUGUGGACAUGGACUUCCUAAAGACUGGAGUUGAGGUCAGCUUUGACACAGAGGCGUCUUUGGACUUCAUCACCACCGUGCAGUUCUCUGAGUAUCCCUUCCUGGUCUGCAUACAGAUGGACAAAGCCACAUUUCCAAUCAGUGAACAUCUGACCAAAUAUGACAGCUUACCAUCAGGGAAAAACGCUUUGUCAGAGAGGAGCAAGAAGCUGAUUGUCCCUGGUUCGGAGUUUCCUUUACAUCAGGAGAACUCCAACAUGUGCAAGAAGGUGUUUGAUUCCAGCUGGUAG